Molecule: messenger RNA, 1226 nt
Organism: Aspergillus ruber CBS 135680
Lineage: Eukaryota; Fungi; Ascomycota; Eurotiomycetes; Eurotiales; Aspergillaceae
Product: HPP family protein
Exons: 3
Coding region: 360-1070 (236 amino acids)
Source: RefSeq, a predicted model, not a curated record
CUGGAAUUUACUCGGUCAUUUUCGGGCUUUGAAAGAAUGACAGUCCUAUGCAGCCAUGCUGUGGUCAGUCAUUUCAAUGAUUCAGGGGCUUACUACCUUAUGCAAGGAUCCCUCCGCGGUGCCUCCAUAGCACCAGGCACUCCGGUUAAUGAAUCGUUUGAUUGAGCAGUCCCUGAGGGUUCAGGCGUCCGGUGGAAUGCCGAAGCCUCUCUUUGCCGGGGCUUGCUCUAUGACAAAUUGGUUUUCCGCUUUGGGAAUGGUAGAAAUGGCAAAGACUUCAUUUGUUGAGUGCUUAUUUUUUGUGUAAUUUUUUUCUUUAUUGUUCAUUACUGUCUCCAGUACAUUUCCUCGAUUGAAACAUGGCCAUCAACAUUCCCACGGUUAACAUCCUUCCCCGGCUCCCGCGCUGGGUGAACCACUGGUUUGGCUACCGGCCGACACCCCCCAAACCAUUGCCGCAGUAUAUGGUCUGGAUAUGGUCGUUUUUCGCAGCGUUUUGCGGUUUAUGUGUGUUGCAAGCGAUAUUCAAUUACUCAUCGUAUUUUGAGCGUCGCCAUGUCCCAGGCAUUGUCGCGUCAUUCGGCGCCUCCGCCGUCCUCUGCUACGGCGCAAUCGACGCCCCCUUAGCCCAACCCCGUGCCCUAAUCUUCGGCCACUUCCUAUCCGCCCUCGUCGGCAUCUGUAUAACAAAGCUCUUCAGCCUAAUGCCCGAUGAAGAACGCUUCAACUCGCUCCGCUGGCUGGCAGCAUCGCUCUCCUCAGCAGUCGCCAUCGUAGUCAUGCAGAUCACCCAGACCACGCAUCCGCCGGCGGGAGCAACAGCUCUCCUGCCUGCAGUCGAUGACGCGAUUUGGGAGCUUUCGUGGUAUUUCUUGCCUGUGGUGUUGUUGUCGUCGGUGAUUAUUAUGGUUGUUGCAAUGUUGUUGAAUAAUAUUCAGAGGAGGUAUCCGACUUUUUGGAUUGCGCCUAGUCCGCCGCCGAAGCCUGCGCCUGCACCUGUUACUGCGCCGGAGCAUCAGAAGGUGCAUGCUGAGGAAGAACUGGGUGGAGAUACGCUUCUUCCUCGGUGAUUCAUCAGCUUACCAGAGUCCAACAGGCUCUAUUUUUUUUUUUUUUUGCUUCCAUCUUUGAGCGAGCAUUCGGCAUAACUAGGCUGGCCCUUCAACUGGUAUUGUACAGUACCAUUCCAACGCAUACGCAUGGGUUAUGACCCGCACAAAGAUGAU